GCUGCCAAACCAAAAUAAUAAUCAAUGGCACCUCUCCUCCUCUUGCCCAUCCUCUUGCUACUGUCCUCACCAUAUGUGCAAGCUCAACAGAUCAUCACCUUGGGCUCCUCCUUAACGCCCCAAGGGCCAAACAGCUUUUGGCUCUCCCCGUCCGGCGACUUCGCGUUUGGCUUCCGGCCCAUCGAGGGCAACACCUCCUCCUACUUGCUCGCAGUCUGGUUCAACAAGAUCAGCGACAAGACAGUGGCUUGGUAUGCCAAGACCACUGAUCCAGAUCCAGCACUGGCACAAGUUUCAUCCAGUUCAUGCCUCCGGCUCACCUCCAAUGGAGCACUCUCGCUCCAGGAUCCUAUUGGCACAGAGGUAUGGAGUCCAGAAGUUGUGGGUGCAGCCUACGCUGCUGUUCUUGAUACUGGAAACUUCGUACUGGCUGCUGCAGAUGGCUCUACCAAGUGGGGGACCUUCGAUAACCCAGCAGAUACCAUCCUGCCCAGUCAGGUUCUCACACCGGGAACGAAGCUCCACAGCCGGAUCAUCGCCACAGACCACUCCAAUGGCCAGUUCAUCCUUAACCUGCAAAAUAAUGGUCUUUUCUUUUAUUCUGUUGCUGUGCCAUCCGGUCAUCAACAUGAACUUAAUUGGUCCAUGCCUGGGAACACCACAAAUUUGGUGUUCAGUGCGACUGGAGUGCUAUACAUCACCUGGGAUGAUGGAAGGCAAACAAAAAUCACAUCAGGGGCAAUCAGCUCCAUGGCGGACUACUACCAUCGUGCCACACUUGAUUCAGAUGGGGUUUUCCGGCAAUAUCUGUAUCCCAAGAAGUUCAGCAACCUGUACAAUCAGGCAUGGUCAGUACUGGACUUCAAAGCCCCAAAUAUCUAUAUCCCAAGAAGGUUAGCAGCAGAGACAAAUUCUGGCAGCGGAACAUGCGGCUUCAACAGUUAUAACAAUUUGGCUGUCACAAACAGCCAAACCACCUGCGUGUGCCUACCACAGUACUCAUUUAUUGAUCAGCAGAGUAAAGAUAAAGGCUGCAAACCAGACUUCCAGCCACCAAGUUGUGACUUGGAUGAAGCAGGUGCCACAAAGCUGUAUACCUUGAAAAUGAUGAGUCAUGUGGAUUGGCCUGGAGGUGACUACCAGCAACUUUCCAACAUAUCUAAGAGCCUGUGCCAGCAGCUCUGCCUGACAGAUUGUUUCUGUUAUGUUGCUGUAUUUCGUGAUAGUGACAAUACAUGUUGGACGAAGAAGAUGCCUUUGACAAAUGGUGUUGUAGGGGAUAGUGUGCAGAGGACAGUUUUCAUCAAGGUACCAACGAACAAUAGUCCACAAUCUGAACUUCUUGGUUCCAACAAAUGGAAGAAACACAAGAAGUACUGGAUCCUUGGAAGUUCAUUGUUCCUAGGAAGCUCUGUGUUGGUGAACAUUCUCCUGAUCUCUAUUAUACUUUUUGGUACCUACUGUACCAUCACCAAAAAUGAAGUCCUAUCUCUGCAGUCACCAAACAACAUAGGAUUGCCCCUGAAAGCCUUCACUUAUGUUGAGCUGGAGAAGGCAACCAACGGUUUCCAGGAGAUACUUGGCACUGGUGCCUCUGGUAUUGUGUACAAGGGACAGCUACAAGAUGAUCUCGGUACCUACAUUGCUGUCAAGAAAAUUGAUAGGCUUGAGCAUGAAACAGAGAGGGAGUUCACCAUUGAAGUCCAAACUAUUGGUCAGACGCACCACAGGAACUUGGUCAGGUUGCUUGGAUUCUGUAAUGAAGGAAAAGAAAGACUAUUGGUUUACGAAUUUAUGGUCAAUGGCUCACUCAACAGAUUCCUAUUUGGUGAUGUCAGGCUUCAGUGGGACCUUCGAGCUCAGCUCGCUCUCGAGGUGGCAAGAGGGCUGCUAUACUUACAUGAGGAAUGCAGCACACAGAUUAUCCAUUGUGACAUAAAGCCCCAGAACAUCCUUCUCGAUGGCAACCUCACAGCAAAGAUCUCAGACUUUGGCUUAGCCAAACUGCUCCGUACUAAUCAGACACAAACAAACACAGGGAUCCGUGGUACCCGAGGAUAUGUUGCUCCUGAGUGGUUCAAGAGCAUUGGUAUCACUGCCAAGGUGGAUGUUUACAGCUAUGGGGUCAUUCUUUUGGAGCUCAUCUGUUGCCGGCGAAAUGUUGAGUCCGUGGUGGCAGAAGAGGAUCAAAAAAUCCUGACUUACUGGGCAAAUGACUGUUACAGGUGCGGAAGAGUUGAUCUUCUGGUGGAAGGUGAUGAUGAAGCAAUUUUCGAUUUGAAGAAGGUAGAAAGGUAUGUGGUCGUGGCAUUGUGGUGUCUCCAGGAGGACCCAACUAUGAGACCAACAAUGCUGAAGGUGACACAAAUGCUUGAUGGAGCCGUUGCUAUCCCCACUCCUCCUGAUUCUUCUUCAUUUGUCCAAUCGCUUCCAUAGGUCGCUCCUGCACAUUGUAACAUCAAUAUAUGUAAUAUGUAUGAACCAACAUAGAGGUGUAAGAAAUAUGAUAUAGCUAUAUACUGAAUGCUGUUCGUUUUAGGGGAAUAUAUACUGAAUGUUUCUGGUGCUGGUA
Panicum hallii is the source of this 2572-nucleotide messenger RNA. Its product is annotated as G-type lectin S-receptor-like serine/threonine-protein kinase LECRK4. The transcript has a single exon. Gene Ontology annotation, molecular function: protein serine/threonine kinase activity; ATP binding. Gene Ontology annotation, biological process: protein phosphorylation. Bases 25 to 2436 code for a protein of 803 amino acids. The record is from RefSeq and is a predicted model, not a curated record. Lineage: Eukaryota; Viridiplantae; Streptophyta; Magnoliopsida; Poales; Poaceae.